Messenger RNA from Otolemur garnettii (small-eared galago), 2819 nucleotides. RefSeq names its product ZFP64 zinc finger protein (gene ZFP64). Gene Ontology annotation, cellular component: nucleus. Gene Ontology annotation, biological process: regulation of gene expression. The transcript is spliced from 9 exons. Bases 362 to 2299 code for a protein of 645 amino acids. NCBI's taxonomy places the organism in Eukaryota, Metazoa, Chordata, Mammalia, Primates, Galagidae. The record is from RefSeq and is a predicted model, not a curated record.
CAGGGGACGCAUCCUUCGCCGCCCGCGGUCGCGCCAGCCGGGACGCCCGUGGCCAUCCAGAUCCCAGAGCUGGGGGCGGUUUCGCGGGCUCUGGGCCGCGCGGCCGGGGUCUCGGGAUUCGCGGGCCGCUUCCCCGGGGAGCCGCUGCUGCAAAGCCAGGUUGGGGCGGCCGGGCCUGGCCAGCGCCCUCUAGGCAGCGGAAGUGGAGCUAGCUUUACAUCCGUCCUCCCCGCCUCGCAGAGUUGGGAGAAGGCAGGCUGGGGGGGGGUGUGGAAAAAUAAAAGGAAAAGUCCUUGCACCAUGUAGAUCAGCGCCCCCCACCCUGGCACCCCGGCCGGGCGGGGACCUCCCAGUCUGCGACAUGAACUCGAGCAGCGAGGGCGAGAGCUUCCCGGGCUCGGUGCAAAUUCCAGGUGGCACAACGGUGCUGGUUGAGCUGACCCCCGACAUCCACAUCUGUGGCAUCUGCAAGCAGCAGUUUAACAAUCUGGACGCCUUUGUAGCUCACAAGCAAAGCGGCUGCCAGCUGACCAGCUCGUCUGGGGCAGCCCCCAGCACCGUCCAGUUUGUCUCGGAGGAAACAGUGCCUGCCACCCAGACCCAGACCACCACCAGAACCAUCACCUCGGAGACCCAGACGAUCACAGUUUCAGCUCCUGAAUUUGUUUUUGAACAUGGCUAUCAAACUUAUCUGCCCACGGAAAGUAAUGAAAACCAGACAGCCACAGUCAUCUCUCUCCCCGCCAAGUCACGUACCAAAAAGCCUGCAACGGCACCUGCUCAGAAAAGGCUUAACUGCUGCUAUCCAGGUUGCCAAUUCAAGACUGCCUAUGGUAUGAAGGACAUGGAGCGUCAUUUAAAAAUUCACACAGGAGACAAACCCCACAAGUGUGAAGUCUGUGGCAAGUGCUUUAGCAGAAAGGACAAGCUGAAAACCCACAUGCGGUGCCACACGGGUGUGAAGCCCUACAAGUGUAAGACGUGCGACUACGCUGCCGCCGACAGCAGCAGCCUCAACAAGCACCUGCGGAUACACUCGGACGAGCGGCCCUUCAAAUGCCAGAUCUGCCCGUACGCCAGCCGCAACUCCAGCCAGCUCACCGUCCACCUGCGCUCCCACACCGCUUCAGAACUAGAUAACGAUGGCCCCAAACCAACCAGCAUCUCUGCUGAAAGCGAUGACUCCCAGAAGGCCCCUGACAUCACCCUUCCCUCAGAGCCGAGGGAACAGACAGCCACCCUUGGAGAAAGGACAUUCAACUGUUGCUAUCCAGGUUGCCACUUCAAAACAGUUCACGGCAUGAAAGAUUUGGACCGUCAUUUAAGAAUCCACACAGGAGACAAACCGCACAAGUGUGAGUUCUGUGACAAGUGCUUCAGCCGGAAGGACAACCUGACCAUGCACAUGCGAUGCCACACCAGCGUGAAGCCACACAAGUGUCACCUGUGCGAAUACGCCGCCGUGGACAGCAGCAGCCUCAAGAAGCACCUGCGCAUACACUCGGACGAGCGGCCGUACAAAUGCCAGCUCUGCCCCUACGCCAGCCGCAACUCCAGCCAGCUCACCGUCCACCUGCGCUCCCACACCGGGGACACCCCCUUCCAGUGCUGGCUUUGUAGUGCCAAGUUCAAAAUCAGCUCGGACUUGAAAAGGCACAUGAUUGUGCACUCAGGGGAGAAGCCCUUCAAGUGCGAGUUCUGUGACGUCCGCUGCACCAUGAAGGCCAACCUCAAGUCGCACAUCCGCAUCAAGCACACAUUCAAGUGUCUGCACUGCGCCUUCCAGGGCCGGGACCGGGCUGACCUCCUGGCACAUAGCCGGCUGCACCAGGCCGACCACCCGGAGAAGUGUCCCGACUGCAGCUACUCCUGUUCCAGUGCGGCUGCCUUGCGUGUGCACAGCAGGGUCCACUGCCAGGACCGUCCCUUCAAGUGUGACUUCUGCAGCUUCGACACCAAGCGGCCCAGCAGCCUGGCCAAGCACAUCGACAAGGUGCACAGGGAUGAGGCCAAGACGGAGAACCGGGCCCCACAGGCCAAGGAAGGGCCCAGGGAGAGCAGCUCUCCACAUGUGGCCAAGAUAGUGACCCAGAGGGCCUUCCGCUGUGACACCUGUGGUGCCUCCUUUGUCAGGGAUGACUCUCUGAGGUGCCAUAAGAAGCAGCACAGUGAUCAGAGUGAGCACAAGAACUCAGACCUGGUCACCUUCCCUCCUGAAAGCAGCGCCUCUGGCCAGCUUGGCACCCUGGUCUCCGUGGGACAGCUCGAGACUCCCCUGGAGCCCAGCCAAGACCUCUAGUUCAGCCAAAGGAUUGUCUGCUGGUGGGAAUUCCAGACAAAUGCUGUUGCUCAGACCUCCAAGGCGAGGCCGUUCAGCCAGACUCUGGGCAUGGCACAGAGCUGGCUGCUCCAGCUGAAAGGCCUGCCAAGCCAUGGCUGGGGUGACAGUGGUGUGAGGACGAAGCAGUGCCAUGGAGACACUUCUCCACAGCCCCAUCUUCCCUCGAAGAGUUCCCUAAGCAAUCUGACUGACUGUUCAUAGGCUCCCUGGGAACUGCUCUAUCCCAUACAGAUAGCUGCUCCGUGAUAGAUUCCAGUUUUAAAACUGAUCCAUCUCUGAUGGAAUUAAGCUAGUUAGGUGACAGAGAAAACUUAAACGAAACUUAGUGGGAAACUCCCCUUAAGUGGAAAGAUCCUCGGAGGGUCUAGGGUGGCUGGAGAAGUUCUGUUUCUUAACCUGGGUGGUCAUUAUGAGUGUUCGCCUUACACCUUUGUGUGGUUUCUUGCCAUUGUCUUACAAUAAAGGCAAACUCUUGGUA